Messenger RNA from Drosophila rhopaloa, 918 nucleotides. Its product is annotated as peroxiredoxin-2. Bases 130 to 834 code for a protein of 234 amino acids. The record is from RefSeq and is a predicted model, not a curated record. The transcript has 4 exons. Lineage: Eukaryota; Metazoa; Arthropoda; Insecta; Diptera; Drosophilidae. Gene Ontology annotation, cellular component: cytosol; mitochondrion. Gene Ontology annotation, molecular function: thioredoxin peroxidase activity. Gene Ontology annotation, biological process: hydrogen peroxide catabolic process; cellular response to stress; cell redox homeostasis.
AUACACACAGCUGUCAGUUUUGUUUUUACUUUAAAAAAAGUUCGGCCGGCAUCUCGACGAAUACCGACUUGUAAUAAUAUAAACAUAUAUCCUUAUUAAUACGUGAUAAGUUAGAAUCCAAGUAUCAAGAUGUCUUUCGUGGGACGCACACUGAUUCGUAACGUGCCGCUGUUUGGCAGGGCCAUUCUGAGUCAGCAGAAACAGAUUGCAGCCCGUCUGCUCCAUCAGACCGCAUCCCUUGCCGCAGUCCGUGUCCAGCAACCCGCUCCCGAUUUCAAGGGUCUUGCGGUGGUGGGCAACAGCUUUCAGGAAGUGAAGCUGGAGGACUACAGGGGCAAGUACCUGGUGCUGUUCUUUUACCCACUGGAUUUCACAUUCGUUUGCCCCACGGAAAUCGUUGCAUUUAGCGAGCGCAUCAAGGAAUUCCACGACAUCAAUGCCGAGGUUUUGGGCGUGUCCGUGGACUCUCAUUUUAGCCACUUAACUUGGUGCAAUGUAGACCGCAAGAAUGGAGGAGUGGGCCAGCUGAGCUACCCGCUUCUCUCUGAUUUGACAAAGAAGAUCUCCGCCGACUAUGAUGUCCUGCUGGACAAGGAGGGCAUCUCGUUGCGCGGCACCUUUAUCAUCGAUCCCAACGGCAUACUGCGCCAGUACUCCAUCAAUGACCUGCCCGUGGGCAGAUCCGUCGACGAGGUGCUGCGCCUAAUCAAGGCCUUCCAAUUCGUCGAGCAGCACGGAGAAGUGUGCCCGGCCAACUGGAACCCCAAGUCGAACCCGGCCACCAUCAAACCCGAUGUGGAGGAGUCAAAGAAAUACUUCAGCAAGCACGGCUAGGAAAUCUUUUAAUCAUUUAUAACACACCUAAAACAUUCACUACACAGAAAAGACUCGAAGAAUAAAAGAGAAAAGGUUCGAAAA